GCUGAGUGAGGAUUCAGCAGGCAGCAGCAUCAGACCAACUCCCACUCAGCCAGAAGGAAAACAGUCAGAAAUAUCCUCGGCUGAUGACGGACUGUUGCUAUGGUAACCUGGGAGGUGGCGUUCCCUGCAGGAAGAUUUAGGAGGAGAAACGGUCCACGGUUCUGCAGAACUUCCUGCUUCAGUAAAACCAGCAGAUUCUGACUCAUCAUGUUCUGAUCGGGCCGACGAGCCCAGAACACGGACCCCCAACGGACACCAUGGUCCCCUUUUCUCUCUGAGGACGUGACCGCUCAGCAGGCAGGAUGAUGCCAAAGCAACUGGCCCAGACGUCUCCAGGAAGCGUGUUGUCUCUAAGAGGGACAAGCGUCCCUGGAUCCCCCGCCACCCCCAUAGUGGCCCGGGUGGAGGAUGGCGUCAUCGGGUACAAGGACCUGGCAGCGCUGCCCAGAGACAAAGCCAUCCUGGACAUCGAGAGACCCGACCUGAUGAUCUACCAGCCGCACUACAGCUACAGUCCUCUGGAGAGGUCCCUGUCUCCUCGCUCCGUCUCUCCUCCGCCCUCUCCAGAGAACCUGUCCAAGGAGUCCCGGGAGUGGCCGGAGAACCGGUCACCUGGAGGUUCUUCACCUGGUUCCACCAUCCAGAGCAGCAGAACCCACACACCGCCGACGCCAAACACGCCAAGCACGCCCAACACGCCAAACACACAUUUCCUGGGUACCAAGAGCAUCAUGCAGCACUUCCACAGGCCCGAAAGCGGCUCCAACAUCUACAGGAAGCCUCCGAUCUACAAACAAGAUGUGUCGUCCUCCUCCGUCCCUCAGGGGAAACACAUCGAGGAUCUGAUCAUUGAGUCCUCAAAGUUUCCUGCAGCUCAGCCUCCGGAUCCGAACCAGCCCUCCAAGAUUGAGACCGAGUACUGGCCCUGCCCCCCCUCUCUGGCUGUGGUCGAGAAGGAGUGGAAGAAGAAGGAGCAGGGCGAUGAAGAGGAGGCAGAGGAGGGUGAUGAGCUGUGGGGACUCAGAACUCUUCAGAGACAAGAGCUGAAUAAAAUUCAGUCCAAUCUGGGUAGAAUCAUCCUGAAGGAGGAGCUGGAGAAAUCUGCAGCUCCUUUAAGGAGGAAAGCUCGAUCUCUGCCGGACCGAAGCCAAAACACCGGGUCCAAUGCCUUCAAGCCGGUGUAUUUCCCAACAUCCUCCAGGAGUGGCCUGUCCAGGCUACAAUCGGCAGACUUCGGCUCGUCCCAGAAAACCCAUACCGGUCUUCAGAAUGGAGACUCCAGGAUGGACCGAGGGAACUCCCUGCCCAGCAUGUUGGAACACAAGCUGCAGAUUUAUCCGUACGAGAUGCUGGUGCUGACGCACAGAGGACGCACCAAACUUCCUCCUGGAGUGGACCGAACCAGGCUGGAGCGACACCUUUCUCAGGAGGAGUUCUUCAGCGUUUUUGGGAUGUCCAUCGAGGAUUUUGACCGUCUGUCUCUCUGGAAGAAAAACCAGCUGAAGAAAAAGUUCUGUCUGUUUUGAUGCCUCGGUGACUACGCGUCCCAGAAUCCCCCACUCUUCCCGGUCCGAACGGCGGGAAGCUGGACUGACUGUCACCUUCAGGCGUCUCCGGCGCCGUGGACUUGGCGUGGUUUUAGAGUUCUGCUGCACGCGACACCGGUUUGACCCUUUAGAGCUGCAGGACACCAGCUUCAAUCAGGAGCCACAAAAAUUAUUAGCCAGCACAAGAAACGGGUGAAUGUCCAGAGAGAGGAGCUGCAGAGCUUGUUGUGGUGGUGAGUUUGUAGAACGUGUCUGAAUCUGCAGCUCUACGCUUGGCUUUUAGGUGAUUCUCCCUGAAGAACCAACAGCAGGAAGACCCGUUUUCUCCUGAAACAGAACCUCAGAUCAAGCUACAUUCCCUCUGACUCAGAGUCAGAUUCCAGACGGAGCAAAUUCUCCUCUGAGAGGGAGCCUUCCUAUUGGCUCAGCCAGCUAUGAUGUCAUAAAGACGCCAUUCCUUUUCCCAGCACCGAAAAGAAAAACAAGUCGACGGUUUGAUCGCAGUCAGACGGGCCGAUGCUGAACGUUUCCCUCCCAAACUGGAACCAGAGUUCCCACUCCUGGUCCUCAGGGUUCCCUCCAGGUUCGAAGCUGUUAAAGACCAAGCUGCCAGAUCACAUCGAGGCGUUUGUGGUUCUCGUGUUCUGGUCCGAGGCCGUACGGUGUGGGCCGAGGCAGGCAGCUGAAAAACGUCGUUCCACAAUCAGAAAUCCUGAAACGGAACAAAAUACGAGCAAACUGAUUCAAAGUUUUGAGUCUGCAACCGUUGCUGCCCGGUGACACUCGACCCUUAAUGACCUUAAUUUAAUAAUUCAUUUACAGUAUUUAUAUUUACCUCCACCUUUUCCAGAUUAGGUGGAGAUCUUGAUGUUUCUCUGGUUAGCACCUAGCAUCGUUUCCUUUUAGCGUCACAGAAGCCGAAGUCCUUCGAUACGCUGGUUUUCAGUGUUUGUGUCUCGGAUGUGAACGCCAUCAUGAGUCCGGGCGCUGCACCUCAGAGCUUACCAACAUCUUAUUAAAAUAAUAAUCAUUUACUUUUUAUUUUAAUUCAGAAUCCUUCAUGUUUGCAUCAGGAUGCCUAAAAAACCCUCAGAUUUAUUCAGACUCUUCUAAACAAACGGCCUCCAGCGGUCUUUGUUUCUGCAGAGAAGGUGGAAACCACAGAAACACGUCAAAUCUUUUUCUGAUAACUUAGAUUUGUUUUAUUUUUUAUAGAAUGAGAAGAAUCAGAAUCAGCUUUAUUAUCAUUG
Messenger RNA from Nematolebias whitei (Rio pearlfish), 2797 nucleotides. RefSeq names its product dematin. The coding region runs from base 303 to 1526 and encodes 407 amino acids. Gene Ontology annotation, molecular function: actin filament binding. The record is from RefSeq and is a predicted model, not a curated record. Lineage: Eukaryota; Metazoa; Chordata; Actinopteri; Cyprinodontiformes; Rivulidae. Gene Ontology annotation, biological process: lamellipodium assembly; cytoskeleton organization; actin filament bundle assembly. The transcript has 18 exons. Gene Ontology annotation, cellular component: plasma membrane; actin cytoskeleton.